Molecule: messenger RNA, 1365 nt
Organism: Arvicola amphibius (Eurasian water vole)
Lineage: Eukaryota; Metazoa; Chordata; Mammalia; Rodentia; Cricetidae
Gene: Gnal
Product: G protein subunit alpha L
Exons: 12
Coding region: 1-1365 (454 amino acids)
Biological process (GO): adenylate cyclase-modulating G protein-coupled receptor signaling pathway
Cellular component (GO): heterotrimeric G-protein complex
Molecular function (GO): G-protein beta/gamma-subunit complex binding; G protein-coupled receptor binding; GTPase activity
Source: RefSeq, a predicted model, not a curated record
AUGGGCCUGUGCUAUAGCUUGCGACCGCUGCUCUUCGGCAGCUCGGAGGACGCCCCCUGCGCCGCUUCGGACCCGCUCUCGGAGGAUGGGCAGCCCAGCGCCGUCCCAGCCCCGGUCCCGGUCCCAACCCCGGUCCCGGUCCCAGCCCCGGCUCCCGCGGGGACACUGCUCCGACGAGGCGGCGGCCUGAACCCCGCGAGCGCGCGGCCGGCAGUGGAGCUGCAGAGCCGGCGGCGACAAGAGCAGCUGCGCGCCGAGGAGCGAGAAGCCGCUAAGGAAGCGAGGAAAGUGAGCCGCGGCAUCGACCGCAUGCUGCGCGAGCAAAAGCGCGACCUGCAGCAGACGCACCGGCUCCUCCUGCUGGGGGCUGGUGAGUCCGGGAAAAGCACUAUCGUCAAACAGAUGAGGAUCCUGCACGUCAACGGCUUCAACCCCGAGGAAAAGAAGCAGAAAAUUCUGGACAUCAGGAAAAAUGUCAAAGAUGCUAUUGUGACAAUCGUUUCAGCAAUGAGUACUAUAAUACCUCCGGUUCCACUGGCCAACCCUGAAAACCAGUUCCGGUCCGAUUAUAUCAAGAGCAUAGCUCCUAUCACCGACUUUGAAUAUUCCCAGGAAUUCUUUGAUCACGUGAAGAAGCUGUGGGACGAUGAGGGGGUGAAGGCCUGCUUUGAGAGAUCCAACGAGUACCAGCUGAUUGAUUGUGCACAAUACUUCCUGGAAAGGAUUGACAGCGUCAGUCUGGUGGACUACACGCCCACAGACCAGGACCUCCUCAGAUGCAGAGUGCUGACUUCAGGAAUCUUUGAGACACGAUUCCAAGUGGACAAAGUGAACUUUCACAUGUUUGAUGUUGGCGGCCAGAGGGAUGAGAGGAGAAAAUGGAUCCAGUGCUUUAAUGAUGUCACCGCCAUCAUUUACGUGGCGGCCUGCAGUAGCUACAACAUGGUGAUCCGGGAGGACAACAACACCAACAGACUGAGGGAGUCACUGGACCUGUUCGAAAGCAUCUGGAAUAACAGGUGGUUACGGACCAUUUCUAUCAUCUUGUUCUUGAACAAACAAGAUAUGCUGGCAGAAAAAGUCUUGGCAGGGAAAUCAAAAAUUGAAGACUAUUUCCCAGAGUAUGCCAAUUAUACUGUCCCCGAAGAUGCAACACCAGAUGCGGGAGAAGAUCCCAAAGUUACGAGAGCCAAGUUCUUUAUCCGAGAUCUGUUUUUGAGGAUCAGCACAGCCACAGGCGAUGGCAAACAUUACUGCUACCCCCACUUCACCUGCGCUGUGGACACGGAGAACAUCCGCAGAGUGUUCAACGACUGUCGUGACAUCAUCCAGAGGAUGCACCUGAAGCAGUACGAACUCUUGUGA